UUUGUAUGCUUUCAAACAAUGUAAAAUUGGCGUAUUUUGACUAAAAAGAUUGAAAUAUCUGGAAAACGGUGUCAUUCGUGCAGCCAUAUUGGCUGGGAAUAAAAUAGUUUGUCUUACAUGAAGAACAACACCAGAAAAUUUUCCACUGCUCGCGGGUUCAAAUAUGGCUUCCAAAAAGAUAGUAUAAAUUAUCAGAUUAAAAACACCAUAAAAUGCAUCUAAAAUGUUCAGGUAUAUCUUGAUUUUAACAAAAGAAGGCAGAACGCGCUUCUCGAAGUAUUAUGUUGAUAUUGAAAGAGAGGAUAGGGUUUUAACUGAAGCAGAAAUCGGACGGAAAUGUCUGCAACGCAGAGCAGAUCAGGUUGAAUAUUUUGAAGUAUUAACCCUAAUAGUAAUGCGACCAACUUUGUUAUUUCGCCAGACUAUUUUACUCGUCAAGCGAGUUUGCGUUGCUGCUGUAAAUGUGUCCUUCGUCGCAAAUAUGUGAAAGCAUUGAGUGACUGGAUAUCAUUGAUAUGGAGAGCAGAAUGAACCGUGCGACUUUCAAAAUCAUUAAUUAAAAGACAAUGGAACAUCCACCAGGCUAUUGCCUAUUAUUGUACGCUACGUUUAUGCAAAGGCAUGAUUUACUUGGUUAGCACUUUUUUCCAUCCAGCAAACCGCCCCCUAUCGAUUUUCUAAAGUCGUUUUUUUUUAUUUUUUUUUAUUAAUUCGGUUAGGGUUAGGAGUAGGGUUUGGGUUAGUUACAUAGCCAUUUAACACCUCUUCUAUCUUCCAAAAAUGACGUCAGGUCAGUUUGCUGGAUGGAAAAUAGUGCUAACCGAUUUGGUUAUCGAGAAGAACAAUUACGGAGUGUAUUAUUAUUGUGUUAAUAAUACGUUGCGCAUUGUUCUAAAAUUUGAUUGUCUGUUUCAGUGUACGUUCAUGGAAUACAAGGAUCAUAAAAUAGUUUACAGAAGAUAUGCUUCGUUGUAUUUUGUCGCGGGAGUCGAUGUUGACGAGGUAAUCAAUAUUCCUGCAUGCGCACCUUAUUCUGUGGCGUAGUACCUUACAUAAAUUUUAGGUCAAUACAUAUUUACGAACGAAAAAGAAAUAGUAAAAAAAAUUCUAUUGCUUUUAGAAUGAACUGGCUGUAUCAGAAUUUAUCCAAAAUAUCGUAGAAACUCUCAAUAGUUAUUUUAAAAAUGUUGUAAGUACGUUAUAAUGCAAAUUAUAAUUUCAAUUCAUGGAAAUUAAUUUGUUUUGUUCCUCUAUUUCUUUUAGACUGAAAUGCACGUAUCCUUUUUUGAAAAUUUGUUCACUUUUUAAAACCAAAAGUGAGAAAAGAAAUUAAUCAUCCAUCAAGACGCAUUUUUUGCAUAGUUCGUCUUAUCGUCUACUUGAUAGUUUGGAUUACAAUAAAAAUCAGGCCAAUCACUCUGUAUUAAUACUUCAUCUUAUUUUUCUACUUCACAUUUUCCUUGACCUUACCAUCUCAGAUAAUGUGUAAUCUAGAUAAAGUUCACAUGAUUCUGGAUGAAAUGAUUAUGAACGGGGAUAUUAUUGAACCAAGAAAGAAAAAUGUCCUAGCAAUGAUGAGAGUUGUUGAUGGAAAAACCUGAAUAGUUCGAACUCAAUGUCAUCAAAAUUGUGUACAUAGCUAGUAAUGAAUAAAUAAUAUGUAAUAUAUAUCGAAAACGAGAAAGCGUUUUUCGCAGUUCUAACAAAAAAUAACACCUCAAAUUCAAGUCCUUCGGGGGCCAUUGUGAUCACUGUGAUGUUACGUCGUCGCGGAUUGGCUGUGUUAAAGUAUGUCGUCGCUGAUUGGCUACAAAAAGUGAUGUCUGCGUCCUAUGGCCUUUGACCUUCCACAGAAGCUGUUAUAUUUGCAAAAACUGCGAGUCUGAGACGUUGAACUCCGUAGAACUGUAAUGCAUAGGCAUAUAGCCGUACAUACUGAAUUGCCUUGAUGUCGCAGCAGGCGCGCUAUAAUCAAGUUAAACCAAUGUCUGUGACCAACUCCGAGUGGUUGAACUUUGAGAGGACAACCUAUAGGAGACAUCUCCAAUCACCUGCGGAUAUACGCCGUCUAAUCUCUGACAUCUCUGAGCUAGCACAUCGCGGUGUGAUAUCAAAUGCGUCGUGAUUAGUUGACAAAUACACAUCUUAUUAGCAUAAAGCGCGCGCACUAAUUAACAUGCGGCAUCUUGCAUUGUCUCUCGAGGGGGUAAUCUAAGCUAUAAAGACGGUCUUCAAAAUGAUGUCUGUGGGACUGCUAAAUAAACGUUGUCUCAGUUUGGGGUUAAGAUUUUGAAAAUUAAUUAAUUGUCUAAUACAGUAAUCCCUCUUUAAAACAGUGUCAAAUAAAUGAGAUUAGUAGUGUUUAGAUAAUCACAUGUCUGCAUCUAUUCUCGAGUUGGCAAAUUGUAGCACAAGAUUUUUACUCCUU
Messenger RNA from Paramuricea clavata, 2428 nucleotides. The record is from the annotation of a GenBank genome assembly. NCBI's taxonomy places the organism in Eukaryota, Metazoa, Cnidaria, Anthozoa, Malacalcyonacea, Plexauridae.